AUGGCUAACACAUUGUAUGGAUAUUUCUUGGGGGAUCGGGUAGCAUAUCCAGUUGUGGAUUACUUUGUUAAGAAUAAUUGGAAGCGGUUUGGGUUGCAAAAAUCUAUGAUGAACGCGAAUGGUUUUUUCUUCUUUAAGUUUGGUGAUCAAGCGGGUAUGAUGAAUGCUCUUAAUGAAGGUCCGUGGAUGAUUCGUUCACAACCGAUGUUUUUGGAAGUUUGGUCACCAUCGGUAAAACUUGUGAAAAAGGAAAUAAAAAAGGUAAAGGUUUGGGUUAAAAUUCAUGAGGUUCCUAUUGCUGCUUACAUGGAAGAUGGUUUGAGCUUGAUUGCUUCAGCAAUUGGGGAGCCUAAAGCUUUAGAUUCUUUUACAACAUCAAUGUGUGUUGAUGUAUGGGGUCGAAGUAGUUAUGCUCGUGCCCUUGUGGAGAUUUCAGCCGAGAAUGAGUUUAAGGAGGAGUUAGUCAUCGCGGUUCCAUGUUUGGAUGGAGAUGGGUUUGUGAAGGAGAAAGCUUAUGUUGAGUACGAAUGGUUUCCUCAUAGAUGUGGGCGGUGCUGCGUGUUUGGUCAUAAUGAGGAUGCAUGUCCGAAGCAAGUUACUCGUGUACCCAUGAGUGGAAAUAAAGGCGUGGAUAGUAAAAAGGUAGCUAGAAGGACUGGUUUUCCAGUUAAUAAACCAAAACCGAAGUUUGAGUAUAGACCGGUGGCACCUAAAGUGCAGGUAAAUCCGAAUGUUCAACCCAAACCGCCCAAUGGGGUGGCUGUGAAGAAUUCCUUUGAUGCUCUAAGGUAUGAAAAAGGGGAGUCUAGUAAAGCUGGUGAUGAUCUGGGUAGUGAUCAGGAGGAGUCAGAUGAUGAGGAAGUAACAGAGGUUUACAAUGAAACAAAUGAAUUUAUUAGAGAGGACAACCAUGGAACUACAACCAAAAAAGGGGCAAGCACUCCAGUUUCAGUAGUUUUAAAUGCAAACUAUUAUGUGACGCGUCGGGAGUUGUGGCAACAUUUGAAAAUGCAUAAAGCGUUGGUUAGGAAUGAUCCUUGGGUUAUAAUGGGGGACUUUAAUUCAGCUCUUAACCUAGAAGAUAAAUCCAUGGGGGUCUCUACUAUUUCUCAAGGUAUGCGAGAGUUCAAGGAGUGUGUGGAGGAAAUUGAGAUGUUUGAUGUUAACCGUGUAGGUAUGCACUUUACAUGGAAUCAAAAGCCGAAAAAUGGGGUGGGUUUACUAAAGAAAAUUGAUCGUGUUUUGGGUAACAAUGCUUUUAUGACAGAAUAUCCGGAAUCGGUGGCUAUGUUUCAACCGUAUGGUAUCUUGGAUCACUGCCCAUGUAUUUUAAAAUUUCCAAAGGUUGUGAACGUGAAACCGAGACCAUUUAAAUUCGCAAAUUUUUUGGUUCAUAAGCCAAAGUUCUUGGAUAUAGUUAAAGCUGAAUGGGAUACUUCUAUCAAUGGUGUUUAUCAGUUCCAAGUUAUGAAGAAGUUGCGGAUGUUGAAAUCUCCUCUCAGGGCCCUUUUAUUUGCUCAAGGAAACUUGCAUAAAAAAGUGGUGGAUCUCCGUGAAAAGCUUGGGAGUCUUCAAAAGGCUAUUGAUCAGGAUCCGACAAACGAAGAAGCUUGUCUUGAUGAAGAAAUAUUCUUGAAACAAAAAUCCAAAGUGGAGUGGUUGCGAGCGGGUGAUUCGAAUUCUGCUUAUUUCCACAUGUCGCUUAAGAGUAGGAAUCACCGAACCCGGUUAGAUGUAAUCACUGAUGCAAAUGGCACGACUUAUGAGGGGGAUAAAGUCCCUGAUGUCUUAGUCCAUUAUUAUGAGAAUUUCUUGGGAUGUCAUGGUCAAGUUUCUCUAGAUCCUUCCCCUGAGUUGUUUACGGAAAAGUUAGAUGCGUAUCGGGCUAGUCAUAUGAUUCGACCUAUAACUCUUGAGGAAGUAAAGACAGCUAUGUUUUCUAUUGGAAACGAUAAAGCGCCAGGGCCUGAUGGGUUUACAGCUGCUUUUUUUUAA
Molecule: messenger RNA, 1995 nt
Organism: Helianthus annuus (common sunflower)
Lineage: Eukaryota; Viridiplantae; Streptophyta; Magnoliopsida; Asterales; Asteraceae
Exons: 4
Coding region: 1-1995 (664 amino acids)
Source: RefSeq, a predicted model, not a curated record